This is a messenger RNA of Talaromyces stipitatus ATCC 10500, 1692 nucleotides long. RefSeq names its product C6 finger domain protein, putative. Bases 1 to 1692 code for a protein of 563 amino acids. Gene Ontology annotation, biological process: regulation of DNA-templated transcription. The transcript has 4 exons. Gene Ontology annotation, molecular function: DNA-binding transcription factor activity, RNA polymerase II-specific; zinc ion binding. The record is from RefSeq and is a predicted model, not a curated record. Lineage: Eukaryota; Fungi; Ascomycota; Eurotiomycetes; Eurotiales; Trichocomaceae.
AUGGUUUACUGCGGUAAACCCAGCAAAGGCUGCGGUGCCUGUCGCGCACGCAAAGUCAAGUGCGAUCAAGCCACGCCGUCUUGUCAGCGAUGUCUCAAGGCCAAUAGAGUAUGUCCUGGCUAUAGGGACCAAUUGUCGCUCCUGUUUCGUGAUCAGAGCAACUCGGUCGCCAAGAAGGCCAAAGCGAAUAAGAGCAGUGCCUCCUCACGCGCGGGGACACCGUUCACACUAACGGCCAUUGUACCUACGACCGGAGUAACAACACUAGGCAGCUGGGACAACUGUUCGACUCCACCAACAGACUACGAUCUGAUUCAGACUAGUGCGCGAAGCUCUCCAUCCGUCGAGAGUUCCUACAGUGGAACCUACAAUAGUUUUGACCAACGUAUAGAGGCCGAUAACUUCUCACUCACGCCCGCCCUCAUAGACCGAAGACAGCAGGCCAUAUGCUACUGUGUUAACAGUUUUAUAUGGCUUAACGGCAGUCUAAUAAAAGGAAUCGACUAUGAUGCCGACGUAUCGUCGACGUCUUCCAUGGCCCAGAGGGCUAUGAUGAAGGGUAUUCUGUCGGUGGGCAUGGCCAAUCUUUCCAGAAUAGGGGCUCAGUCUCCGUCUAUGAAAAUAACUGCCCAAGAAGAGUACUAUAAGGCAUUGAAAUGUACAAAUGCAGCUAUUUCGCAUCCUACACAGGCCACGGAUGAUGCAACGCUUACUGCGAUCCUUUGUUUGUCACUUUUUGAGAUCUUGACUAGUAAAACACCAGAGACAGUGGACGCCUUUGUCGAACAUACAAAAGGCGCCGUUGCCCUACUCGAGCUUCGGGGCAAAUCUCAGCUUGUCCGGCCUCAAGCAUUACAAAUGUUUGAGUUUAUGCGAAGUGAAAUCAUUGUCACCUGUUUAAUGAGACGUUCUCCCAUCCCUCCAACGCUACUUACACUAUCCGAAACGGCGACUAGACUCCCGAAUGCACCGGAUUCAUUCAAGAUAUCACAUCAAAUGUGCGUGCUAAUGUCUCGAGUAAACGACCUGCGCAAUGAAGAAAAGGCGAUGCUGGAUAGCACUGACUACGAUACCAUCGUCGUGUCUCGCGCAUUUGCUCUUGAUGCUGCGUUUGAGACUAUAGUAAAUGGACUGCCGCCUGAAUUUACGGCUGAAUUAUAUACCCUUCCUCCGGAUCAGUCUCUCAAACAUCCAGUAUUUCGUGACGUCCACCUCACCCCCUUGAAUGGGAUAUACCAUGUAUACCAGUCAGCUUUCAUCUGCGUAUUACAUAACCACUACCGAUACGGGCGAAUCUUCAUAAACGAAAUCCUCCUCAAUCGUCUGGCACGAAUGACUACACAACCAGAAUUUGUCCCCACGCCGGAAUUCAAGGAUCUCUGUCAUCGACUUUGCGAUACCUCUCGAAAACUCGCUAACGAUAUAUGUGCCACAGUGCCGUAUCUGUGCGGGUUUUUAGGUGACCAACAGCCAUCCAGAUCGCCAUUCAAAAGCAAUCCGGCAGGAGGGCUGGCCCUCCUGUUCCCGCUAUUCACAGCCGUGAGUGUCGAUGGACAUGGCUCUGAUACAUGUCGUUGGAUUGAGGAAACUUAUAAAAUGAUUGGCAGGCAGAUGGGGAUUGAUCAGGCUCUGGCUUUGGCGCAGCUGACGAUGGUUGAGACUGGUACGACUAAGUUUGUUGAUCGUUUAUAG